Molecule: messenger RNA, 1272 nt
Organism: Thalassophryne amazonica
Lineage: Eukaryota; Metazoa; Chordata; Actinopteri; Batrachoidiformes; Batrachoididae
Gene: phospho2
Product: phosphatase, orphan 2
Exons: 3
Coding region: 20-775 (251 amino acids)
Molecular function (GO): phosphatase activity
Source: RefSeq, a predicted model, not a curated record
GUGUGGUUGGUCUUGCUGGAUGUUUUUCAUGUAUUUGACAUUCUACAGGGGAAGAAUGAAGACUCUGGUGGUGUUUGAUUUUGAUCACACUGUGGUUGAUGACAACAGUGACACUUGGGUUAUUAGAUGUCUUCCAGGUGAGAAGCUUCCUGAUUCUCUGAAGAAUUCUUACAAAAAAGGCUAUUGGACUGAGUUCAUGGGCCGAGUGAUGAACUACAUUGGAGACCAUGAGGUCAGUCCGGCUCAGGUGCGCAGUGUAAUGGAAACCAUCCCCUUCACUCCAGGAAUGACAGACUUACUAACUUUCAUAUUGGAGCGUAAAAGCAACAUUGACUGCAUCAUCAUAUCCGACUCCAACACCAUGUUCAUAGACUGGAUCCUGCGAGCAGCGGGGGUUCAGGCAGCUGUCGAUCGGGUUUUUAGUAACCCGGCCAAGUUCAAUGAUCUCGGGUACAUGGAGGUACAGUGCCACCACACUCAUGACUGUGACCGCUGUCCCAUCAAUCUCUGUAAAAAACACGUGCUGGAGCUUUACCUGUCAGGUCAGCUCAAUGGCGGGGUGGAAUAUGAGCAGGUAUUUUAUGUGGGAGAUGGUGGGAAUGAUCUGUGUCCCACGUCCUGUCUGGGAGGAUGUGAUGUUGUGAUGCCCAGGAAGGGGUACACCCUGGAGAAACUGCUGGCUAAACAGCACGGUUCGUUGAAAGCUAGAGUCGUCACGUGGAGCGAUGGCUCGGAAAUCCUAGAAGAGCUGAGAGCGAGUAUGAAGCACGAUUGACUUUUCAGGUGUAAAUGAAAUAACUGAGUCCCCACAAAGCUUCUCAGUGCAUUUAUUUUAAAUUAUCACAGUACACUAUGUAAAUUACAAAUAAUGUGUACAACAGGAAAGUCAGAUCAACUUCCAUAACUUUUUUUUGCGUUGGAUUAAUCGAUUAGUUGACUGCGAGUAGAAUAGUCAUCUGUUUUUAUAAUCAGUUAAAUGUAUGACAUUUAUUGAGGAAUUACAUCAAAUUCAGACUGGAUGCAGUUCCUUAAAUAUGACACUUUAAUUAUUGUUUUUUUUUUUUGUUGUUUUUUUUGUUUUUUUUACACACUAAAUUUAACAUAGUGGAUAAGUAUUGAACACGUCACCAUUUUUGUUAGUAAAUAUAUUUCUAAAGGUGCUAUUGACAUGGAAUUUUCAUCAGAUGUCAGUAACAGCCCAGGUAAAACAUGCAUGCAAAGACACAAAAAAAUAAGUACAGAAAUUAAGCUGUGUGUAAAAAAAAAAAAAAA